AAUGUACUUCUCAACAAAGCGAAGAACAGCGGUCCUCAGUUCCAGGAAGUGCCAAAGUUGCGACUCGAGGUCCUCGGCUUCACAGUUUACGCAUCUUCCUUCACACCUUGGACUCAAAACAACAGGCCAUGGCAGAACCCAGAGUGUCUUCCAUCGAUGGCAAGCUGGCUGAAGAGUUCGCCGCUCCAUCGCAAGUGGACGAGGUCCGGGAGAGGAUGACCGCCUUCGCCCGGCUCCAUGCCGAGGCGGGCCGUUGUGUGGUCCUCAUCACAUCGGGUGGCACCAAAGUUCCAUUGGAGUCGCGCACCGUUCGCUUCCUUGAUAAUUUUAGUAGCGGGAGAAGGGGAGCGCAAUCUGCAGAGUACUUCCUGGACGCCGGUUACGCCGUUGUCUUCCUGCACAGGCAUCGCUCACUCUAUCCAUAUGCUCGCACGUUCUCCUCUAUCAAUGUGCUGGAUGCCCUGCAGUUUUCGGGCGGGGAUCAGGACCGUGUGGUGGUGAACCCGCAGGUGCUCCCAAACAUUGCCAAAGUGCUGAAGAAGUAUCAGGAAGUCACAGCCAGCCAACUGCUGCUUCCCGUCGAGUUCAGCACUCUGUCUGACUAUCUGCACCUCCUCAAGGCAUCAGCACAGGCCCUCAGCAGCAUAGGAUCCAAGGCCAUGUUUUACUUGGCAGCGGCUGUGUCAGAUUUCUACAUCCCCGCGUGUGACAUGCCAGAGCACAAAAUCCAGUCUUCCAAUGGACCGCUUCAACUGAGCUUGAAGAUGGUGCCCAAAAUUCUGUCCCCGUUGGUGAUAGACUGGGCGCCGCGGGCGUUCGUCAUAUCCUUCAAACUGGAGACGGAUGCCGCCAUCCUGUUGGAGAAGGCUCGACAAGCACUGGACACAUACAGGCACCAGGUGGUGGUCGCCAAUGUUUUGGACUCACGGCGGGGCCAUGUGGUGGUGGUGACGCCCACCAGCCAACACGAGGUGGUCCUCUCCAAGGAGGACGUCGACAACCAGGUGGAGAUCGAGGAGAAGAUCGUGACUAAUUUGACCGCGGCCCACAAGCACUUCAUUGGGCAACAAGUGGGCUGAGUGCCAUCGCUGUCAUCAUCACCUGGAUGUUGUCUUGAUUCUUAGCUUUGCAGUCGAAGAGGGAUGAUUCACGAAUUGAAAGCAAAGAAUCAUGUGCAAUGUUUGUGUGUAGGUGUCUUGAUGCGGUUUCAGAAUUAUGGAUGUUAAGGAGCAAAAUAAUUUAGGGCGCAGUACUUUCAUGCCUCAACAAGUUGCAGGACUUAUAGGCUGAGUCAAAUCCAA
This is a messenger RNA of Hippocampus comes (tiger tail seahorse), 1301 nucleotides long. RefSeq names its product phosphopantothenoylcysteine synthetase (gene ppcs). The coding region runs from base 129 to 1079 and encodes 316 amino acids. The record is from RefSeq and is a predicted model, not a curated record. NCBI's taxonomy places the organism in Eukaryota, Metazoa, Chordata, Actinopteri, Syngnathiformes, Syngnathidae. The transcript has 4 exons.